UUUUCUCAUUGGUGUUACCAUACGUCAUUAUUUCAGACUCUCGCAAAGAUGGCAGUUGGCGAGGAGGAAGAAGUUCAAGACCCGGAAGGUCACGAGGAAGAGGUCAAGGUAGAGGUCCAUCCCCGAAUCCACCUUUUUCGCAAGGCAGGGGUCCUGAGAAAUCACCGUACGUGGAGGGUCCCGGAAGGACUGGUAGAGGUCAAAGAGGACGGGGAUCUGAUAACAGACCUGGAUGGCGCCGAGGGAGAGGGGCAACUAACAACAGAUCAGACCAUGGAUAUAUCCUGAAGAACGUCUUGUACGAGCGGAACAAGUUGUAUGUUUUGGGUUUAAGAAGCAAAACAACUAAAGAUUGUGUGCUGAAUUUCAUUGCGAGGAUUAGUGGCUGUGAUGUCAAGCGCGUGUUGAUGUUUAAAUCUGGAAGGGCCAUUGUAACGUUGGACACAGACAAGAUCACAAACUCAGAUUUUGCCAUGAUAUGCGAGGAGGCUGCAAAGCCAAAAAACCAACUUGAGAAAGUAAACGUACUGAUUGAAAGAGCACCAGUCUGCAAGAGCAUUUUUGUUCGCGGAAUCCCUGAGAAUACCCCACAAGAAGAGUUUGAAAACUACUUUGACAAAUUUGGUGUGGUGGAGAAAUUUAUCACCAACGAGGAAGAAGUGAAAGCUCGGAGAGUGAAUGAAAAAAGAGCCAUUGUGUACUUCAAAACUGAUAAAAGCGUGAAGAAAGUUGUUGAGAAAGAUCAUUUCCUAAAUGAGACGCCAUUGCAUGUGGAGAGAUAUUACCCUUUCAUGGGAACCGUAGAAGACGUUAACUCCAAAUUGCCGCAUCAUACCACUGCGAUUCCAGUAUUUGAACAACCCUACUUCCGCAUGGUUGUAGACGUUGAUAUCGUCGAGUUUGUCAUGGGCAAGUGCAAUCAAGGGCUGGAAUUGAAAGACCGACUCUUUGGCAAACGUGCUCAAAUUAAUUGGACCAACAAAGAUGGAUAUGUACUCGUGAAGUACAAUCAAAAACCAAAUGACGAAUUUGACGAAGAUGUUUGGGAGAAUCGCUGUCGCGAAAUCAUAACUGGCGUUCUGGAUCGCUUCACCAUGAAAGAUAUUCCAGUCGAAAAGGAAAUCUGGGAAGAGGUCAUUAAUCAGCUACCCUGUUUUGAAAUAAUGUUUCCCAAUUUUUCUGCAGAGGUGAAGAAAAUUGAAGAUCUAAAGGAGCUGAGAUUAGUCUGCCUCAAAAAGGAUUUGCCAGCGUUUGAAGAGAAACUGUUAAAUCGACUGAAAGAAAUCAAACAGACUGAGCUAGAGAAAACUCUUGAACAAAAAACAUUAACCAAUAGACCGAACGAAAUACUUCGACUUCUGCAGAUUGUAGACAUCCAGGAAAUUUUAAAGAGCGACGUUCAUCAAGAUGUGCAAGCUACGAUAGACUUAAGCAAAAGAAGCAUUUUUCUGAAGACACCUCAAGGCCAGAUGUCUUCUGUUGUGACCUACCUUGCCGAACGUGUUCAAGAGAUAGAGAAGAAUUCGCUGUCAGGGCCGCCGGUGGAACUCAUAGAAAUCUUGAAAACUAAGGUUGGAAAACGUAAGUUGAAUGCUGAGCUCAAAGAAUCCAAUGUGAGAUGUGGCUUCAAUGUUGAUGAGAAAAACAAGAGAAUUCUCUUCUUGGGAAGAACUCCUUCUGACACCGAAAAAGGCCGCAAACUAGCUGAAACGGUACUGGUCACUGUCCAACUUCCUGUGAAAGACAGGGAUAAUGACUUAUUGCAAUCAGAUGAGUGGAAACAACUUUGUCGUGAUUUUGAGAAGCGUUUGAAGAUACGCUGUCAAAGAAGGUUGAUGGAAUUCCAUGUUAUUGGACUUAAAAAAGAUGUUGACGAAGCUGCGAAGGAAAUGAGGAGAUUUCUAAACGAGAAGAAAGCCAAGGAAGGAGAAUUCAGAUUGGACUCGCCAAUCAGUCAAAGAUUUUUUCGCGAGUUUUACACUGAGGAAAUUAAGAAUCUCGAAGAGAGCCUUUCCACCUAUGAAGUUAAGAUCGCACAUGAUGAAAAUGGAGAUUUACUCUUCACUGGGGCAGAUGAAGGAGUGAAGAAGGUCUCAGAGAAGUUGAAUGCCUUACAAGACGACAUAAAAGAAAAAACUGUAAACGUUACUUUGCCAGGAAUGCGGAGUUUUCUGGCAAAAGACGAAGGUAAAUUGAUUGGAGCUGUGGAGAAGGAACACAGGUGUGUUAUUGAAAUAGAGGAGACCACUGGCGAAGGACUGGAUCAUGAAGAUGACAGCGAUGACGUAGCCAGCCUUAGCAGCGACGAGGAGGACGAUGAAGAUGAUUGCACCAUGACCACCCCAGAGGGUAAGAAGAUCAUCUGGAAGCUUGGCAAUAUACAGGAAGAAGAGGCUGACAGUUUGGUGUGUUCAGUGGGGUCAAACUUGAAUCUGGCCAUCGGUGCGAUAGCACGAGCCAUGAGCCAGGCAGCUGGUCCAGCGUUACAAGACGCACUUAAAAACGCUGCAAAGAAUCACUUGAACCAGGGAGAAGUGGUCCAUACAGAAGUUGUCUCCGGGAAAUUGCCUUGUAAAAAUGUGGUGUUUUGUGUGUGCUGCCCGUGGAAUGAUGGAAAAGGAGACGCUAAACAGAUUCUUCAGACGUUACUAUGGAAAUGUUUUGACAAAGCAUCCCAACUAGGGUCAUGUUCUAUUGCUCUACCCCUCAUUGGUACGGGUAAUCUCAACUUUCCUCAUGAUGUCGCAGUGCAUUUGAUGGUAGAGGAAGCCCUAAGCUAUAGCAAACAGCGUCCCGAUUCAUCCCUAGAAGAGUUCAGAUUCAUUGUACAUAGUGAAGAUCAAGAGGGAAUCUCUACUUUUCAAGAUAAAUUUGGACCUUUAAAGAGAGAACGACAACGUAGAUUGCUUGUCCCUACUAGGCCACGAACUGGACAGGCAAAUCGUAGAAGGCAGGUAACGUCAAUUUUGCCUGAACCAACCUGUACGAAAGUUCGAAUCGGUGAUCUUAAAGUGGAGGUCGUAAAAGGAGACAUCACCAAAGAAUGUUCAGAUGGCAUCGUUAGUGUUGUUCACGAGGAUCUCAAAAUGCAAAAUGGAAACCUCAGUGCCUCAAUUGCUUGUGCAAGUGGUAGUGCAGUUCAAGACGAGUUGACAGCAAAGUUUCCUCAGCAGCCUGGGUCUGUUGUGACAACGUCUGCAGGGGAUCUGACGGCCAAAUACAUCAUUCACAUGGUUAUAAGAUCUGGAAACAAGAAACAUCUCCAGAAAUGUGUUCAUGCAGCCCUUAAAGAAGUUCACUCCAUGGGUUUGCAAUCCGUUUCUGUUCCAGCUAUUGGUAGUGGUGGGCUGGGAUUACGUCCUUACGAUUCAGCUGAAGUGGUAUUGGGGACAAUUCGUGCAUUUUCGGAGGCAGUGAAUUCCUCUGGCAUGGCUUGUGAGUUACGAGUUGUUGUUUUAGAGGAUACAGUGGUUGCUGCUUUCGAAAGCAAACUGAAACAGAUUAAAGGAGAACUUAAUCAAGCCUCUGGUUUUGCCGAAGAGGACGACGUCGAAGACGAGCCAGUUGGUGUUCAACUACCGCUCACGUGCUUUCAGCAUAGAGUGACUGUGUAUGGACAUCAAGAAGUUCUUGACGAAGCCAUAGCAGCACUGAGAAAUAGCGUAAGUAAAGAAUGUAGCUCCAUUGAAAUCAGAGAAGACGUGAUUUCUCGUCUACCAAAGCGCUGUAGAAGGGACCUGAGGCAAAAGGCACGCGAGCAAGACGUGGGCCUAGAUUUUUCCAAGGAGGGAGUAAUUUCAUUGAAAGGCUAUCCUUGUGAUGUGCUUGCAAUGCACCCUAAAGUAUCGAAAGUUCUUAACGAUCAAAUUAAGGAAGAACAUAAAAUGGACUGUGCAGAUAUGACGGCUGGAAAAGUUCAGUGGUGCUACUAUAGCGUGAAAGGAAAACAAGAACCAUUUGACAAGAUGGCCAAUUAUGACAUUGAAACAGCAUUUCAGUCUAAAAGUUCUUCUGUUUCCUUCACACAUAAGAAUAUGCAGGCAGAGAUAAAAUUUGAUUCUGAAGAAGUCAAGUUCUUGAAAACCGGGGCAAUAAAGUGUGUCUUUCGUAAAGAAGUAGUAGAACUUCCACAAGAAUGGGAUUUGCACCCUCUGGACGGCAAAGGAAGGAAAGAGAGGGUCCACUUAGUCCGCCUUGAUGUCGAUUCACCCGAGUACCAAGAUGUUCAAGACAGAUUCAUGGAAUCUCUCUCUGAUCGUGACGUGUCCAUCUCAAGUAUUCAGAGAGUCCAGAAUCCAUCAACGUACCGUUCUUAUGUGACGAAGAAACAGAGCAUGGACGAGAAAAAUGGAAUCCAUAAAAAUGAACGGAGACUAUUCCACGGGACAGGAUAUCAUAACACGAAAGACAUAAACGCUCAUGGAUUUAAUCGAAGCUUUUGUGGAAAAAAUGGUGUGGCUUAUGGAGAUGGCGUCUGUUUUGCGACCAAUUCCUCUUACUCUUUGGGGUUCUCGAAGCCACCAAAUGCUAAAGGAGAGUGCUGCAUGUAUCUUGCAAAAGUGCUUGUUGGUAAAUUUGCAUGUGGUAAAGCUGGGCUGAAGACACCACCACCAAUUGAUCCAGACAGGACUGAGGAUCUUUACGACUCAGUCGUGGAUUCAGUAGACGUUCCAACUCUGUUUGUUGUAUUCCACGACGACCAGUGCUACCCUGAAUACUUAAUUACUUUUAGAAAAGUCGAAAAGGCGGCUAGCUAAGCUUGAGGAAAAAUUACAGUUUUUGACAUCGAAUCAGCACGUGAUUGUUAUCAAACUUGUUGCUUUGAAAUGUGAAUAAUUUAUUUUGCAAGCAGUCUGAUGUAGAACAUUCCGGGAGAGUUGCAUUUAGGCAUAAAAUUACACUAUAGUAGAAAUCGAAACCUCUUGACGUCGCUUCUUCUCGUCUGUCUUAAGCUUAGCAAAAACGAUUAUUUCUCGCUCGGCUGACAUCAAACAAGCAAUGAUUAAGGUACAAUUUAGUAGGUUGUGGGGACAUUCUUUUAUCAUGUUUCGCAAGAUGGAACUUAUUAAUAAACAAAAAAUUUUACACUGUCUCAAAAAGGAGCUAAAACCUACAUAUCUUUAUGUGCUGGUGUGGUUCUACAUAUGAUUUACUAUAGCUGUGUUCACAAUAAAGCCAAAACAUGAUUAGAGUAAACAUGUUUCGCCUAAACAUGUUUGUCAUUGUAUUGUUCACAUCAGAUGUCGGUUUCAAACACGUUUCAUGCAUGGUUGUAUAAUUUAUGCUGUUUGUACUCGCAUCGGUCGUUUAGUUUUGCGGCAAUGUUCUCCCAAAUAUUCUGGUUUCUGGCCAUCGCCGAUAAUUGCCGUUGUAUUUCUUCAUCGGCCCAUCAUUUGGCCUCGUAAUAGCCCCAAUCUUGGUUCUUUUGGGCAGUCGCCUCCUCCCCGCAUCCAUCCGCCAUUUUGAACGUGUUUGGUCUGAUCUUGAUUGAAACUACCUCGCGAGAUUGUUUCAAUCAUGCUCAGAAUAAUCAUGUUUCAACCAUGAUUCGCGCAAUAGACUGUCUGAUGUGAAACCUUUUCAUAACGAAACAUGUUUCAUUCGAGGUCAGACUAAUCAUGUUUCGGUCUAACAAAGAACUUAAGACAAGCCCCAAUAUAUUGAGGAAUAGUCCGACGUGACUUCCAUUUGCCGGUUUCAGAGACGUCAGAGUAACAUUUUAUUAUGGCGGAAGUAUUUGAUUUCUUCAUUAUUUUAUCGGUUUCGUUACUUUUUAAUGAUGCUAAUAAAUUCUUACAGAAACAAACUUGUCUUGAUUACAUCUGGGUACAGCAAUACUGAACCCUUUAGUCAAACUGAUUGUAACCAUGUAUCCGACAGUGACG
Molecule: messenger RNA, 5885 nt
Organism: Orbicella faveolata
Lineage: Eukaryota; Metazoa; Cnidaria; Anthozoa; Scleractinia; Merulinidae
Biological process (GO): protein poly-ADP-ribosylation; negative regulation of gene expression
Cellular component (GO): nucleus; cytoplasm
Molecular function (GO): NAD+ poly-ADP-ribosyltransferase activity; transcription corepressor activity; RNA binding
Source: RefSeq, a predicted model, not a curated record